Messenger RNA from Drosophila biarmipes, 1879 nucleotides. RefSeq names its product major facilitator superfamily domain-containing protein 8 (gene Cln7). The transcript has 5 exons. The record is from RefSeq and is a predicted model, not a curated record. Gene Ontology annotation, molecular function: transmembrane transporter activity. Gene Ontology annotation, cellular component: lysosomal membrane. Bases 202 to 1794 code for a protein of 530 amino acids. Lineage: Eukaryota; Metazoa; Arthropoda; Insecta; Diptera; Drosophilidae. Gene Ontology annotation, biological process: transmembrane transport.
UUGAGUGGUUUAUCAUUUAAAAAAAAAACCUAAUGCUCUCUUGAAAAAAUUGGCAUCUAAUGUCAAAAAGUGACACAUUCCCACAGAACUCAAAAAAUCAUUUUCGAAUACAGUUACAGAAUGACUCAGUGGCGGUAAUAUCCAAAAAGUACUAUCAUUUCACUCAAACCCACCCACCAACACGUGCAACCAACCCACACAAUGGAGUUUGCCCGCCGAGUGUCCGCUCGCUUCGAAACCAAAAGACUGCCGGAGGACGUGGACGAUGGCCUGGAGACGCUGGAGCAAUACAAACAGCGCUGGCUCUCCGUCCGGAUCAUCUACUUCACCAUGUUCCUGAUGGCGCUGGGCUUCAGCAUCAUUCUCACAGGCAUUUGGCCCUACCUCAACAAGCUAGAUCCCACAGCGGGCAAGGAGUUCAUGGGUCUCAUUGUAGCCGCCAAUCCGCUGGGUCAGAUGGUCUUCAGCCCCAUCUUCGGCUGGUGGGGCAACAAGCUGGGCAAGAUUCGCCUGCCCCUGCUCAUUUCGCUGGCUCUGUUCACCCUGGCCAGUGGGAUAUACUCCUCGCUGGAACUGCGCCCGGAUAACGUCAAGUACUGGAUGCUCGCCUCGCGAUUCCUCAUCGGCGUAAGCUCGGCCAACAUUGCCCUGUGCCGGUCCUACCUGUCGGCUGCCACGCGCAUCAGCGAACGCACGCAUGCCGUUUCGAUGGUGUCUCUGGCUCAGGUCCUGGGCUUCAUCAUUGGACCGACUCUGCAGGCGGCCGUCACUCCGCUGGGGGAUCAGGGGCACGUUUGGCUGGGGGGUAUGAUGCACUUCAACAUGUACACGGCAUCCGGAUGGAUCAAUGUGGUGAUGAGCAUUGGAAACUUCAUAAUGUUCCUGCCUGGCAUUUUUGAGGAGCACAAAAUCGCUGCCCGCGAGGUGAUGGUGAUGCAGGGCGGCACUUCGGAGCGAGAGACUUGGAAGGGCAUCAAGCCCAACUACUUCUCCGCCUGGACUUUGAUCGUAGCCUUCUUUGUUCUGGUCUUCAACUUUGUUCUGCUGGAGACAUUGGGCACAUCCCUGACCAUGGACAUGUUCGCUUGGACCGACGACGAGGCCCUCUGGUACAUGGGCCUCAUGAUGACGACCGCAGCUAUUGUCUCCUUGGUCACGUUUGUUCUAAUCGGGCCCAUGUGCAAGCUCCUGGCCGAACGUUAUGUGCUCAUCUGGGGUGGAUUCUCGUUGAUGUUUCUUGGGCGCGUGCUCUUCGUGCCCUGGGGUCCGGAUCCGCCCAAGCUGGCGCAGCCCUUCAAUGAGAGUUUGAAUCUGACCAAGCACGAUCCCCUCUUCUUGGGCUGCCCCUAUGAAACUCAACCUUGGUGUGGCGAACUGCCGGCUCUGACUUUGACGCAGUUCAUCAUUGGAUUUGCCCUCACCUCGGUGGGAUAUCCCAUUGGAGUGACGCUCAUCCAGACGAUAUUCUCAAAGGUUCUGGGACCUAGGCCGCAAGGCGUCUGGAUGGGCCUGCUGACCGGAUCGGGCUGUCUGUCCCGCGUACUUGGUCCACUUUUCGUGGGAUCCAUCUACACUCGGCUGGGCACAGUGUGGACCUUUGGCGUGACCUCGUUCAUGAUGAUCGCUUCGAUGUUUUGGCUGCAGUGCAGCAAUCGACUACUAAUCCCUCCAACAUUCGAGAAGGCCACACCUGUGGAGCUGCAAGAACUGAACAAGCACAAUGGCGGCAAACAGGACGAUCACUCACCCGAAGAGCCCUUCCACGGCAGCCAGCACUCCAUAUCGCACGCGUAGCGGAUGGAGCGCUCCUAGUUCUUAAGACACUUCGUUGCAAUACUGCCCCUUAAUAAGCUUUAAAAUACAUGUUUAUUUUUGCAUA